GACCAACUCCUGGUUGGUUUUAGUUGUCCACUGUUAGUUACGCCAUUUUCAUUUUUUCAAUGGAGUAAACAGGAGCGUGAAUGAAGUGGUCGGCGUAAUCAAACAGCUAACAUAUAAUUACCAAACGUACACCAACAUUUUCAACAAAACGGCAGUUUGUUAAGGAUUUAAAAAAAUAUACAGUUUUCCAAUUCAAAUUAUUUUGCCUCGUUUCACUGCAGGCCGCAAUGUUCCGCGGACGGCCGCACCGGGGAGGCAAGGAGAGAGGAGGGGGGCAUCCACGGCAUUACACACCUCGGGGUCCGCCGGGCUCCUCGCCACCUCGACACUCGCCUCCGCCGGGGGGAUACCGGGACGAGCGGGAUGACAGGGAACGUCACCACUUCUCUGGGUACCGGGAAAAGCCUGAUGGCUACCGACGCUCACCUGCAGAGAGGAGGUAUCCCUCCCCGGGCAGGGGCAGUAACCGAGGACCGGUGAUCGAGUACCGUGGGCCUCCACAAAGGGAUCAUCCAGAUCGGAGACUGUCUCCAUCUCCACCGCAUUCUGGCAUCCCACUUGAUCACAGUUUGAUAAUCACUGUUGGGAAUGAACGGAGCCAUAGUGUCUCACCAGACCACAGGAGAGUUGACCCUCCAAUCAAUCACAGAUACAGGGAUGAUCUAGAGGAAGACUACAGCAGAAAUCCUCUACCCCAAAGAAAAUUUUCUUCUUCGCAUGACCGGGAAGAACAUGACUUCCACGGGGGGAGCCCACAUUACCCUCACAGGCGAGAGGAGGGACCUGGGGGAAGCAGCAGAGAAAGAGAAAAGUUCCAUAAGCUCCACUACCUGCCCAUGGAAGCCAAGAGACCCAAGUAUGACAUGGAGCCUGAGGGCAGGGGUUACAGCUCAGAGAGGUCCCGUCGGCCUGAGCGCACUGUGGAGAGGGGCCGCAGAAGCCGCAGCAGAGGCAAGAGCAGGGGCCGAAGCAGAAGUCGCAGCAGGGACAAGAGUAGGGGCCGGAGCCGCAGUGCCAGCCCACUCAAAGGCCGUUUAAAAAAUGACACCAGCGAAGGUUUCCGGGAGCUGGCGCAGGCCCGCAAGAGAAAGGAGAAGGAGGAGCUGGAGAGGCUGGAGCGGGCGGUCGCUCAGCGGGAGAUGGGUGGAACUAAAGGUUAUGGAAUCCCUGGGCUGCCUAGCCGGUCGACCGAGGCCGCUGAGUUCAGGCAGCAGCGAGUCGAUGAAGUGCCACCAAUGCCUAAAAAGUCUAUUCUUAAGAAACGCGUUGAGCCUGAAAUGGAUCCUGCCGACAGCAUUCAGAGCAGUGACUACUCCAGCGGAGCCCCUGGAGUGCAGCGAAGCAGCAGUUUAUCUGCAGAGGCUGAGCGUUUCCUCAACACUCUCAACAGAGGCAUGGAUUCUGAGCUAUUUUCUUCUCUGCUAAGAGAAGCAAGAGAGGAGACUUAUGCCAAAGAGACAAAAGGGAAGCUUACUGAAGGUUCAUUCCUCUAUGAUGAGCAUUAUGAGGAAUCCUUUAAGAAAGCAGAGCCAGAGAAGCCUGUGGAGAGCGCUGGUGAAUUCCUCCUGCCACACGAGAGGGUCAGUCAGGAUGGCAGUGGGUUUUCCAGAAUUUUAGGAAUGAUGGGUGAGUUCCCCAGCCCACAGGAAAAGCCAAGAAGUUCUCCAGAUAUUGAAGAUGAAGAAAAAUUCCUCUAUGGAGAAGAGGAAGAUGAGAGGUCAGAGGCUCAGGUGCAAGCUGGACUGGCCCGGCAACAGAGCCAGCCAGGUCAUUCUGGAAUUGUCCACCGUCAGCAGAGCCAUCCAGGGAUGGACCACCAGCUACAGAACAAGUCUGUGGUCGGCAAGCAACACAGCAAGACAGCCAUUAGUGAGCGUCAAGUGAGCCAGGCUGCAGCUAGCCGCCAUCAAGAAAACCAGCCUGGGAUUUUGCAUCGCCAGAACCAAUCUGGGAUUGUCCAGCAGAAGGAGAACCAGUCUGAGAUUAGUCACCAGCAAUUGAUUCAUCCUAGGAUUCCACGCCAUCAGCUUAGCCAGCCUGGAAUUGGACAGCAUCAAGAAAGCAAGUCAGGGAUUGGUCAUCAUCAACAGAGUCACACAAUAACUGGCCAUCCUCAAGAGAGUCAGCCACACAGUGUGCACAGUCAGCAGAGCCAUCCUAUGUCAGUCCAUGGUCCAUGUGGGACAUCCCAAGAAGACCUGGAUACCUCUCCAGUGGAAGCAGAAGAGAUUCAGGAUUCUCAAGAGUACGAAAAGAUUCAAACUCUGCUAAAAACAAUUGGUCUAGAUAUGGGGGUGGCUGAAAUCGGCAAGCUGGCUGCACGGACUCAGGAGCGCUUGCAUGGGAAGAAACCACCAGGAGGGUCUUCUUGUUACUCUGAUGGAGAAAGAGGACGCAGGGUAUCAGCAGGCAGAAACUGGGAGAACCAGCGCAGCCACAGCCAUACCAAGUCUCCUGAGUCUGAUUACAACCAGUCAAUCUCUCCAUCCCCUACUAGACGAGCCUCUCACAGUGAAAAUCUUUCUUCCUUCACAUCAGAGUACAGUGUUAAACAGCAUGAAAAAAAGGGAUGGGAAAUCCCUGUUUUAGGGGAAAAUGUCAAGCCGGCUCCAAUAUCAUCUGCCUCUGUCCCCCCUACAACUGCCCAACCUAAUGCCUCUUUACCUCACACACCUACUUACUCAAUGCCAUCAUACUCUCACUACCAACCUCCACUAGCCACACCAAACUUUCCCCCGCCUGGCUAUGAUCAGUACGGAAAUUACAUGCCUUACAUGUCCACGGGUUGGCCAAUGUACGCUCCUCCAUCACAGGAGCCUCAACCGGGACCCCAACAAGGUGUUCCGUCUGGCCACCUGCCCAUCGAAGAACAGCAUGUGACAUCUUCGAGGCCCUAUCUCAGAGUCAUCGAAACGGUGUCCCUCAGUCAGACACAAGUAAAACCCAAGAAAGAAGAGUCUGCUCUUGUCCAAGUACCAAUGACAGAUAGACUGGAAAAUAAUUCAUCCAACCGCAUUGUGUUAACGGGACAAAAAAAACAACGGAGAGAAUCUGAAGAGAAAAAUAAGGCCAAUGAGAAGCAAAAGGUUAUAGAAGAAAGGGUGGCUUUGAAGAAAGAAAAAGAGGUCCGUUUGAAAAGAAAGGACCAUCUCAUGAAGGAACUGGAGAGAUUGCGAAAGCAGCAAGGAGAGCUUCUGCGAAAGAAGCGCAGGGAGAAGGACGGUCACAAGGACCCUUUGCUGGUGGAGGUGAGCCGACUUCAGGAGGAAGUCAUGCAGCAAAUCUCUGUGAUCCGUAAGGAGAACGAAGCAGCCGAGAAGAAGCAAGCAGAGCUGGACAAGGUGGCUCAGAUCUUGGGCCUGUACAUUUCUGACAAACAGAAAAAAACUCCCAAGGAUAUUAGAGAGACCCCUCCAGAGAAAAGAAACGAGAAACCAAAGAGCCCCGAAAAGUCCUUCCCCUCCUCCUCCUCCUCCUCCAACGCCUCCUUGUCUAAGGAAGGCCCCAGUUUGAAGUCGGCUCCUGGAAAACCCAAGUGUAAAAGCCCAAAUCGUUCCCAUCCUCCACUGAAGUCUGCAGACCAGUAUGAAUAUUAUGAUGCUGGUAAUCAUUGGUGCAAAAACUGCAACACGCUCUGUGGGUCCAUGUUUGAUUUUUUCACACACAUGCACAGCAAAGCGCAUAGAAAGACACAGGAUCCUUAUGACAGACCCUGGGCUUCAAAACCUCCCAAGGACAACAAACAUCAGACUGGAAAAACUGGGGAGAAAAUUGUUGUUCCUGCAAAAGGUUCUGAGUUUUUGACCGCUGUCAUAGGAUUUUACUGCCAGCUAUGUGAAGAGUUUUUUGGAGAUCAGAUCAGUGCUGAAGAUCAUGUUUCAAAUUGUAGUCAUAAUGAAAAAUAUAAGAAAUACGUUAAUGAAAACCCGCUGUAUGAACAGAGGAGGAAUCUGGACCGUCAAGCAGGUCUGGCGGUAAUCAUAGACAAUAAAGAGCGAAGACAGACAGAGCUGAAAAGGAAAAUGGAGGAGGAGCCCAAAGUUCUGAAAGAGGAAGAGAAGAAAGCAAAGUUAGCAGUUAAGAAGGAAAGUGAGGAGCCUGGGAGCCCCAUGGAGCUGUGUGAAAAGGCACCCGCACCUCUGAAAGGGGACAGCAACCCAAAGCUUGCGGUGCAGCUUAGGCUGAAAAAAAAACCUGAGGAGUCAGCAAAGAAUUCUGCAGACCCUGCCACUUUUGGAAAGUUCUGCUGGAAGAAAUCGGACAAGGAAGAGGAGAAAGUGUCAGAACCGACAACAGAAAAGGAAGAACUUGGAGACGGGAGCAAAGAUAAGGAGGAUGGGAAGGCUCAGUUUGGGAAAACAAAAACCAUUGCAAUUAAGCUCUCGGGAAAGACGGUUAUCCCCCACACCAGUGUAUGGAUGCCCUUUAGUACUGCCCCUGCUGUGGCAACCCAAGCAAAAAUCCGUCCUAACUUGCCUGCCCCAGUUAUGCAGCUCAGAAAGACUAGCGCCGCCGGAGUCAAUAAACCUGCCCCUUUAAACGCCUUCCUGUCUAUAAGACCCGCUGGUACCACUGCCAGCAAACCCCUACCUGUAGUCAAAAAUGAUCCAAAAAAGAAUGUUAUGUUGACACCUGAUCUUAUUUCCAAGGCAUUUUGUGGUGAGGAAGUUGUACUUAAAACUCCUCCUGUGGUGGGAGUAAAAACUCCUGCCACCACCACAGUAACAGAAGCAAAAACUCCAGUGGGGGAAGUAAAAAGUCCCACGGAGGCAGAAGUAAAAACUCCAGUGACAAAAAUCACUCCUUUAGCUGUGCCUGAAAAGAAAACCCCUUCCAUUUCUCAUCCAGUUAUGCAGAUAAUGAGUUUUAAAUCUGAUGUGGCAGCACCUGGUGUGCCAGAAAGUGAACAAAACUUGACCGUACUCGUCCGCCCUCCUCCGCUACAUAAGGAUCGGGGGGAGUCAACAAAAAAAAACGAGAAACCCAAAUCAAACUUGGCUGCGGCCAAUGCACAAGAUCUCUAUGAUAUUUUUUAUAGUAGCGGUGGGAAAGGUACCUCAGACGUCAAAAAUGCAAGUAAAAAUGAAAUAAACGUGGGAAAUACUGAGACGCGAGCAAAUUGUGGGGAAAGCAUUGUAUCUUGUAGUACGGAAUCGGAGAAUAAAAGUAAAACGUCUGACAUACUACUUUUUUCUGAAGUUGAAAAAAAGAAUGAGAAGCAGGGUAUCCAGAAAGAAGAAGAUAGUAAAGUUGAUCUCAGUAAAGAACUACCUGACAACAAAGCAGCUGGAAUCCAAAAUGAUGUCUUGGCUGGUAAUAAAACUGCGGAGACAGGUCUGAGUAAAGAUGAAACUGGUAAUGUGGAUGCUGGCAAAACAAACCAAGAAUCCGUGCCAGUAAUCUACAGUCCUGGUCAGGAUAUUUCCAGUAAUAACGUAACUGUGUGCAGUGGCAUCCCCAUUGAUGAUCCCAUCUCUCUGAUCACAGUACCCUGGAAUAAGGAAAUCCGUGGCCGGAAGAUUUUGGACAGCCUUGAAACCAGAAAUUUAAUGUCCUCUAACACAGAGUCACAUACCCUUAAUACAGAGGAGAAUCUCCCAAGUCACUCUUUUCUACACAUUUCUAGCAUUCCUGAAUCUCUUGAGCUAAAUACUCCAAGCGAUGACCCAGAACCCCUAAAGUUAGAGAUUACAGAGGGUGGCAUUUCUGUAGAUCUUGGCAGUUUUGAAACUCCUGCUUUGAAUUUUGAAACCCCUGACUUAAACCUUGAUACUUACGACUUUUGUUUUGAAACUGCAGAUUUAAAUAUUCCUGAAACUGAGACGGAGACCGUGACUCAGGAGGUACAAAAUGUAGUCGAAAAUGCAGAGGCUUUAACUUUGGAGAUGCCCAGUAAAUGCAGUGAUCUAAGCCCUGCAAGGCUGGAAGCCGAAUUACAUGUGCUGGAGUCUGUAGGUCAAAGUGAAAUCAACAGAGAAGAGGAGAUGCACAGUAUUUCAGGUCAUCUGAUGUUGGAAGAUAUUGGCGAGGUGGUUGGGUCAUUUGCCUUAGAAACGGAUACCCCUGAAACUCCUGAAAUAAUCUCCUCUCAGGAAGCAGAGCGGCCUGAGGGAGAGAUCACUCCUCAUACAGCUUUGGAAUCUCUUGAAGCCAGUCAGUCGGACAACGUUCUGGAGAAAGAGGCAAAGGAGCAGGUUGCAAGUCUUUCAUCUCUGCCUAAAGAUGAAGAUCUGAAGGAUCCAGGUCUCGUAGACAGCAUUUCCGAUACUGGAAAUAAUCCAUAAAAUGUUUUUGUUGUCACGGUUUACUGAUAUGACAUGUAUUUAACUUUCUCCACUCUUCUCCAGUUAUAUGUUUUGCUCAAGUUGUAUUUUAUCAUUUUGUUAUUGUUUGUUCUUAAGGCACGCAUGUAGAUGCAUUUCUUUUUUUAAGUUUCUUAUUUUCCAUUACUAUUACCAUUCCUGACAUCUGUAUUUUAAAAGUGGAAUUUACAAAUAAAUGUAAAGGUUACUUGUACUGUAUGUCUGUCGGUUCUGAAAAAGUAAUGUACAUAAAUUGCGCUUAUUCAUGAAAAUGUGUGCUUUUUCUGUUAAAAGUAGUGAUGGGCACCAAUAUCAAUAUUUUGAUAUAUCGAUAAUUUCCGUAUUGCAAUAUCAUCAGAUUUUAAAUUUUUUUGCUGCAUCAAUAACUUUUUCGAUUGAAAAUUGAGCUUUAGGUGAAAUAAACAUGGUGUAUCUAACUACUAAGCUAAACAUCAGUUUUCUUGAAGUUUUAACAAUAAUAUAAAUUUGCUAUGCUGUAAUGGAUUUAUUUUUAAAUAGAAAAACAGAAUAAUUUUUCACCGUAGCGAAACCGGAAAUAUCCGCCACACACACUCCUUAAAUAGUAUGGUAAGCUUUUAUUGCUAAUACUGCUAAAAUACUUAUGCAGUAUAAUCAAGUUUAUUUUAUAUUGAGACACAAUAAACCCUAUACAUACCAGUCAUUGUCAGCCUCAAAGGCAAAGAAACACCACACACAAGUAUUAUUUAAGCAUUUGAUUUCAUUGAUUGGCAUUUAGGUACAAAACGCUGUUUGCAUGCUGUAUUAAGUUUGGCACUAUUGGUCCAUCCGUAAGGUGUUAGUUACUUCACUGAUAUUAUGAAGCAAAGGAUCACCAAGUUGAAUGUAACUAUCUGUUAACAUUUGUUUAUAACAUAUAUAGCGCGGUUGUGUUUCUGUUUCGGAAGAAGUCGAUAUUAUCUAUCAAAACAUGCUCGGUGUCAAUGCCAAAUUUCCUAUCAUUGCCCACCACUAAAAAGGAGACUCAAUUUGUGUCCACAAAUUUAUUUUAUGAAAAACAUGCUAAAACAGGAAGGACAACAUUGGUAAGAAGUGAAAAAGAAAAGCUUGGCAUGGAAGGAAGAAACAAUUGGUAAGGAAGUGGACUGCGCCAUGGACCAAAGGUGAUUUUUAAAAAGCAUUUAACAUGUACAUUGUCAUGCUGCUGUGAUUCAGUAAUUGUUGUCUGUUACAGCGUACAAUGAAAAGAACUGAAGAUAUGGGAAAGAAAAAGAAGAGUUUUGAACGACUGGACAUUACAGACCAAGUCUUUGCCCAUGUGACUUAUACAUGUGCUAGUUGGCUUGAUCACUAGUGUUAAAAUGUUGGUUAUGCUUGUUUGAAACAACUAUUUGUUGUACAUUAAAUCAAAGUAUUAAAAAAAUCCUUGAUCAGUGUAUUCAUUAUGCUUAUUUUCAACGUUACUUUGCCUCUUUCAGGACUUAAUAUUGAGACAUCUAAACUAGAG
This is a messenger RNA of Acipenser ruthenus (sterlet), 7788 nucleotides long. It is a transcript of the gene znf318, whose product is annotated as zinc finger protein 318. Gene Ontology annotation, molecular function: nucleic acid binding; zinc ion binding. Gene Ontology annotation, cellular component: nucleoplasm. Gene Ontology annotation, biological process: negative regulation of DNA-templated transcription; positive regulation of DNA-templated transcription. NCBI's taxonomy places the organism in Eukaryota, Metazoa, Chordata, Actinopteri, Acipenseriformes, Acipenseridae. The record is from RefSeq and is a predicted model, not a curated record.